This is a messenger RNA of Adelges cooleyi (spruce gall adelgid), 1641 nucleotides long. RefSeq lists its product as uncharacterized. The transcript has 5 exons. The coding region runs from base 335 to 1219 and encodes 294 amino acids. Lineage: Eukaryota; Metazoa; Arthropoda; Insecta; Hemiptera; Adelgidae. The record is from RefSeq and is a predicted model, not a curated record.
GUGCGCCAGUAAUGAGCUUCACGCCGAUACCGCCGGUCGUUUAAGUCUCCACGGCGUUCUCCACGAUAAUAAUUACUAUUAUAACCGCGAAUAAUACAAAUUACAGUUUUAGUUUUAAUUUUAUUAUAUAAGAUUAGUUUUGUUUUCGACUAUUACCAUGGUAUACAUUAGUGCACAGUGUUCUUGUAACCGCUGCUGUGAUCGCGACAUCGGUUCGACAUUUAGUCGGAUAUCGACUUAAUAACGGCGGAUUUGGAGGCUAAUUACAUAUUUUGAUUAAAAAAAAAAAUAAUGUUGAACGUGUGGUAAUUGGCAAGAUUUGAAAUUUGACAAGAUGGUCAAGCGUGUCGGCAAGCAUCAUUAUGUGGCCACACCCGGUGAAAACAGGCACCAUCAUAGGUCAUCAGAAAUGCUGCCGUACGUACAACACCGAGGAUACUCUACCGAUGGAGAAGACAGCCAAAGAACGUUGUCCGAGUACACCAUCGCCACGGACAGGCCGUCGUCCCGCGGCCACCGGACUACGCGGUCCAAGAGAUCGCGUAGCCUGGACAGGCCGUCCAGCAGUUCCCGCGCUCGGUCGGCGGGCAGCCAUCACGAUUCCGACGUGUACGUCACCAGCGCCGCGUACCGGCCGCCGUCAGAAAUGAGCCGGGGAUCGCAUUACACGAGCAGAAGCAACCGGAGCAGAGGCGCGCCCAGCCACUAUUCGUACCGCAGCAACGGCAGGGCACCGUCCGAAGUGUCCACGGUCAAGUCCAAGAUCACCCGCAAGCCCGGCGUCACCAUCGAGACAAUGUCGGCGCCCAACCCGUUCUGCCCAAACACCAAAGGCAUGUGCUGCCUGAUGUUGCUGCUCAAUCUGGGACUGAUUUUGGUCACUCUGGGCUUUGUCAUCGUCAUACAGUUUUUCGAACCCCUUUUCGUGUGGGUAUUGGGCAUAGUGUUUCUGAUAUUUGGAUUCCUCACGCUCAUGGGCAGUCUCAUUUACUGCGUGACCGUGUGCAGGGACGCCAAAACUCCCAAGGAGGUGGCCAUGCAAAACCACUACUGGACCAAUCACUGGCAAAAGAGUUUUGGAGCCACACCAGAAAUCCAUUACAAGACCGAGAAGUAUCCACCGCAACCUGUACACCAUUCUUCCGACCACGACGAGUACAGCGACCGCUUCUCCAUCGGAAAACAUUCCGACAGGCACAUGCACGGCCGCAGAUAUUGACUUGACCUAGAAGAUAAAGAAGAAGAAAAUGAGUGUUAGUUGCUGCUAUUCAAUCAUCAUACUUUGUUGUUAAAAUUAUCAGUUUUAGCAAAAAUUUUAAAUUAUUAUAAAACGAAUAACACAAUACAUACAAAUUAAAAAACAAUGUCUCACACCUUACACAUAAUAGAACGAUGCCUGCGAUUAACUCGACAAACACCUAAUAAGUUCCAAUUAUGACUAGAAGAAAAAUGUUUAGUUCAGUCAUUUUUUUUUUUUUUGAAAAAGGUACACGUGAUUAUACUUACAAUUCGCGUAAAAUAUUAUUAAUGUUACAUGUAAUUUAUUAUCAUUGUUCAGUUCGAUUGAUUUACCAGGUCGGUAAAAACUAGUUUAAUUUUUUAAUUUAAGAAUCCCUAAUUUUUUGUUUUAUAAUAAUGUUA